Corylus avellana is the source of this 1213-nucleotide messenger RNA. RefSeq names its product DNA-directed RNA polymerases II and IV subunit 5A. The record is from RefSeq and is a predicted model, not a curated record. NCBI's taxonomy places the organism in Eukaryota, Viridiplantae, Streptophyta, Magnoliopsida, Fagales, Betulaceae. Gene Ontology annotation, cellular component: RNA polymerase II, core complex; RNA polymerase I complex; RNA polymerase III complex. Gene Ontology annotation, molecular function: DNA binding. Gene Ontology annotation, biological process: transcription elongation by RNA polymerase I; tRNA transcription by RNA polymerase III; transcription by RNA polymerase II.
ACCCAAAUUUAACCUAAAUCUAUCAUCUUUGAUCUCUCCUUUCUGUCGACUCUCCUCUCAGUCUCCACCAUCCUCCUCGCCUCCUAUCUCUGUUGCCGCUCCCACCACUCCCCCAGUGCCCCCAACAGCAACCACCACCACCACCGCAGCAACCACACACCUCGACGCCUGGCUGAAGCUGAACGGCUCGUGCCCGGUUUCCAGGAACUUGCCGCUGCCAACCCCGCUGUCCACGCCGCUCUCGGAGGUCGUUUCACUCUCGCAGUACGCCGCGGAUCGGAGGCGGAGGAGGUGAUAAGAUUUGUAAUUAACAAGAUCUCUUCGCAAACUUAUCGACAAAGCCAUGACGCUGUCAGACGAGGAAAUCAAUAGGCUUUUUAGGAUUCGAAGAACGGUGAUGCAAAUGUUGAAGGACCGGGGUUAUUUUGUUGGGGACUUUGAGAUUGACAUGACCAAAGAGCAGUUCAAGGAUAAGUACGGUGAGAACAUGAAAAGGGAAGAUCUUGUUAUCAAUAAAGCCAAGCGAAACGAUAGCUCUGAUCAGAUAUAUGUUUUCUUCCCUGAGGAACCGAAGGUUGGUGUUAAGACAAUGAAGACUUACUCUCAACGCAUGAAGGCAGAGAAUGUUUACAAAGCAAUCUUGGUGGUUCAACAAAGUUUGACUCCCUUUGCUAAGAGCUCCAUAAAUGAGAUUUCUUCAAAAUUCCAAUUGGAUGUUUUCCAGGAGGCAGAGUUGUUUGUAAACAUUAAAGAGCAUGUUCUUGUUCCUGAGCAUCAGGUGCUUACAAGUGAGGAGAAGAAAACUUUGCUGGAGAGGUACACGGUGAAAGAAACACAGCUGCCUCGUAUUCAACUGAAUGAUCCGGUCGCAAAAUAUUAUGGGCUGAAGCGUGGACAAGUCGUGAAGAUAAUCCGGCCAAGUGAGACUGCAGGCCGAUACGUCACGUACCGUUAUGUUGUAUAGGAAGGUGUUGCAACCGGACUUGAGUGGAAAGUGUUCAUUGCCCCUGUCCAAAUGGCCAUAGAACCAAAGUCUUUAACAAUUUACUAAUUUUUUGUGCUAAUAUUAAGGUCAACUGUAUAUAAACAUUUGGGUUGAUGCAAAUGUUUCUAUCUGGGUUAGGGGUGAGGAUUGGGAGGAUUUUGUGUCCUUUUUAUUCUUAUUUAGUGAAAUUUUUGGUUACCAAAAUUAAUGUGAUUUAUUUUUCUUCUA